Papilio xuthus (Asian swallowtail) is the source of this 5271-nucleotide messenger RNA. It is a transcript of the gene Dg, whose product is annotated as Dystroglycan. The transcript has 20 exons. Gene Ontology annotation, cellular component: sarcolemma; dystroglycan complex; dystrophin-associated glycoprotein complex. Bases 286 to 3705 code for a protein of 1139 amino acids. Gene Ontology annotation, biological process: morphogenesis of an epithelium; muscle attachment; nerve development. Gene Ontology annotation, molecular function: laminin binding; calcium ion binding. NCBI's taxonomy places the organism in Eukaryota, Metazoa, Arthropoda, Insecta, Lepidoptera, Papilionidae. The record is from RefSeq and is a predicted model, not a curated record.
AAUCCGAUUGGCUUGUUGGUGUGCCCGCCCAGGGAUAUUGGCGAUGGCGAUAUGAUAAAGAUAGUGUUGUGUGAGUGAUAGAUUUGUGUGAUGUUAUGUUUUUAAACUAUUUUUUUAUUUUGUACACACUAAGAAACUUGGUCAAUUAUUUCAAGCUCAUCGAGACAAGCUCAUGAAUUAAGAUCUUUAUAGUUCCUGAUAGACCGUCCGUCACGACUAGACAAAUGAUCGGGCCGUGUUUAUGAGGUCACCGCGGCGCGAGGUUCAGUCGCGGACCAGGCGGAGAUGACGCGCGCGCGGUGCUCGGGCUGCGCCCUGUUGGCAGUCUUGCUAUUGGUGCUGUGCCCCCUAGCCAUCUCACGCAACGAUGAUGACUUCGAUUUUGAUAACAAUGAUGAGUUCCAGGUUGAACUGACAGCAAACCAUUCAGAAAUAGCAAAAAAUGGCCUAAGAAGAUUAUGGGGUGUUCCCGACACAUCGGCCUACGUGGGGCAUUUGUUCCGCAUGGAGAUACCCAAAGAAGCAUUCUCCGGUGACGUAGUAGCUUACAAGGUGUACAGCAAAUCGUCUCGUCAGACGCCCAGCUGGCUGGCCGUGGACUCGCGGCACGGCCUGCUCAGCGGGCUGCCCCAGCGCGCUCAGCUCGGGGCGCACGCGCUUGCAGUUGUCGCGCAUGGCCACACCCGCGGACUUACUGCCACUGAUUAUUUCACUAUAGAGGUGAAAGAAUCAAACGAGAAGCCGCAAUCUAAAUACGGUUGGUGCCGUCACGAUGAGAACCGGCUGGUGCUGGUCAUCCUGGUGGACGGCGCCUUCCACCGCAUCCCGCCGCGACAUCGCAUCCGUGCGCUCAUGGAUCUCGCCGCUUUCAUGGCACUUGAUGGGGACGAGUUCUCAAUGGAGCCAUACAAAGCGGAGUCGGUGCGAGGUGACGCGGUUCUGUUGAGCGGUGCGGGCACCACGCAGCGCAAGCGCAACGACGCCGCCACCGCCAUCUACCUCAAUGUGGGUUGCAGCGACAAGCUGUGGUCGCGGCACAAGGUGCUGGUGGGCGGGCUGCGGGAACAGGCGCGAGAUGGCACGCUGGCGCACCUGCUGCGUCUGCCCGUGCUGGGCUGGCGGCUGCUCGCCCGUCGCCCCAACAAGCCAGCUCUGCGACCCAAGAGACAGUCAUCUAUAGAUGGAUCAGGCGCAUACGAUACAUACGACGGCGAGGACGACGGUGCCGACUACAGCGGUGAUUACGACGACGAUGAUGAUGAAGACUUCCCCAUAGACACGCUCUCAGAACCGGUAGUGAAAAUAACACCAUACACAGAGGCUGUGUCAGAGUCGAGUGAAGUUAAUAAAGUGGAUCAAGCUUUGGAGGAAGCUCGUAAGUUCCUCCAUUCUCCUGUCAUCAUAUCACCGGAAGACGCAUCUACUACAACAGAACCCGAAAUGCAAACUGUAAUAAUACGAGCGUCCAACGAACUGCCGCCGAUCUCCUCGGAAGCGCCCACCACGCCCACCUCGCCCACUUCGGUGACGUCACCCUCGCCGUCGCCCACCGACUUCGCCCCCACCGAGACCACCACGCCGACAACCGUCUCCACCACGCCGUCCACCACGUCUACCACUACGACCACGACGACCACAACGACGCAGGCGCCGACCACGACCGUCCCGCCGACCACUACAUCGCCCACGACCACGCCCCUUAUUAUAACGACCCCGCCCACAACCACGCCCGUCCCAGAAACAACUCUACAGGAGGUUACAAAACAGGAGUUGCCGCUGUCAUCAGAGCGCAGCAGCACGAUAGUGGGGCGCACCACGGAGACCGUCACCUUCCCCAUGCCCCCCAACCAGCCCCCCACACUGCGCUACCACAUGAAGAAGCUCGCCAUCACCGCCGGCAAGGCUUUCAGAUACAUAAUCCCCGGGGACCUGUUCUCUGACCCGGAGGAGGGUAGCAACCUCACCUUCACCAUGUACGACUCUGACAACGUGCCGCUGCCGCCCACCUCCUGGAUACAGUUCAUACCUGCCAAGAGGGAGGUCUAUGGAUUGCCUUUAGAAUCCCACGUAUCCAGAUGGAACUUCAGAGUGGAGGCUCAAGACAGCGAGGGUCUAGUGGCGAGAGGUCCGCUAGACAUCACGGUGCAGCAGCACAAGGGUCAGCGCACCAUCAACCAUCAGUUCAUAAUGCAGUUCAAGCUGUUGAAGCAAUACACGAACGCCAUCGACUGGCAGAUACGAGCGCUCGAGGGUAUCGUCAACCUGUUCCGUGACACGGACAUGGAUCAUCUGACCGUCCUCAACGCGACCCUCACCGGGGACCUCUGCGAGUACGUCUGGACCAAUGACACACUGCCCAAAGACCCCUCUUGUCCCAUGGAUGAUAUCAAUAGGCUUAUGAAGAUAAUGGAAUCUGAUACGGAGCCGGGCAAGCCGUCUAGUGCGCUGUUGCGUGCGAUGUCGCCGGAGCUGGGCGCAGUACGCGUGCGCUGGGCGGGCGCGGGGCGGUGUGCGGCGCCAGCUCCGCCCCGCACGCGUCCGCACGACACCUACCCGCCCGUCACACGCAACCAGGUCGACCAUCUCACCGCCACCGUCGGACAUCUGCAAGUCUACAAAGUGCCUGAGGACACGUUCUUCGACCCGGAGGACGGCGGCACUCGCAACCUGGCGCUCUCGCUGCGGCGCGCGGACCGCUCGGAGCUGGCUGCGGAGCACUGGCUGCAGUUCGACCCUCGCAACCAGGAGUUCUACGGCCUGCCCUCCGCCGCUGACGAGGGCACCGUGCACUACCAGCUCAUCGCGGAGGACUCGAGCAAGAAGAGCGCGUACGACAGCCUGAUAGUGGAGGUGGUGAAGGCGCCCACCAUCCGGCCCACUGUGGAGUUCCACAUGACGCUGGACAACCCGUACUCCGCCCUCGCCUCCAGCGCGCGCGCCAAGCGACGUCUGCUCGAGCGACUCGCCAACCUCUUCGACCAGCACCACACCGACAACAUCCGCGUGCACGCCAUCACCGACAACCCCACCACCAUCGUAUGGUACAACACAAGUUUACCAAUGGACAGAUGUCCUAAGAAAGAAAUCGAGGAAUUAAGAAAGAUGAUAAUAGUCGACGAGAGAGGUACUAACGGCGGCAACCUGCAGGAGAGAGUUGAUACGAUAUUUGACAAAGAUUUCAACGUGAUGUCCAUCAGACUAGUAUCACAAGGCCUCUGCGCCGAACAGAAUACUAAGAUGGCGAAGGGCGGGCUGGGACCAAUUAAUGCUGGUACCAACUUACAGAACAAAGCCAGUAAUGCAGAUCCGGAGUACUCUGACUAUUUGGUGACAUUCGUGAUUCCAGCUGUAGUUAUAGUGUGCAUGAUUCUCGUGGCCGGUGUCAUCGCCUGUGUCCUCUACAAGCGAAGACGUACAGGCAAAAUGAGCGUCGGUGAUGAAGAGGAACGUCAAGCGUUCCGCUCGAAAGGCAUCCCGGUGAUAUUCCAGGACGAGCUGGAGGAGAGAGGCGACACUGAGCCCGUCCACAAGAGCCCGGUGAUCAUGCGCGAGGAGAAGCCGCCGCUGCUGCCGCCCGCGCCCGACUACCGCGCGGGAGAAGACGCGCCCUACCGCCCGCCCCCGCCCUUCGCCGCCUCGCGCACGCCCCCGCGCCCUAAAGCCACGCCCACCUACAGGAAGCCGCCGCCCUACGUCCCGCCCUAAGACUCCGCCGCCUCUACCUCCUACAUCUUUACAUCGCCUUUCUUUUUACCUUCGCUUCAUUAACUACGGAGACAGCUUCACUAGUCGAUAUUCAGCUACGAUCUUAUUUAUUCGAAAUUUUCAUCGAUUUGGUACAAACAAGCUCUGAUGUCUGACUUCUUACAUUUCUGUAAGAUUUUGAGCUUGUUUUUUUUAUAUUUAUUUGUAUACAUUUAAUCGUAUUUCGAUUUAUUCUUAUGAAAUUUAAAUGGAAAAGCUACGAAUGCAUUUAUUAUAUAAUGAAUUAAGAUAACCUCAUAUCGUGAAGGAAUUGUGCACAAUAUUGUGACUACGAAUUUCUUAUACAACGUAAGUUAUGUCGCGUACUUGUAAAAUAGUUAAAUCGAGUUGUUUAUGCAAGAACUGAAACUUCACAAUCAAAUAAAUAUUAGUUAUUGUUGAAGUAGCUAUAUAGCAAAUAGAAAUCCGUACCGUUUCAAUAUACCAAAUAUUUUAUAUAGAUAGACUCUUACAAACAGACAGAAAUAACUAGUUUUAAUCUUAAAUAGCUCUAAUAAUAGAGUUGCACAUAUAAUAGUUUUUUUUAUUCUGACAGCUUGUAAGGGUCGAUCUAUAUGAAAACAUGAAACACGUUUUUCGUGACUAAAAUAUUAACAGUAGUCAGCACGCAGACCAAGUAAUAUAUUGGCUAAUCGUGUGCCAUUGUUAUCUACUAACGUUAAAAAUUAAUACAUAUCGAAAAUUGUAACAUUUUUAGCCUUUAGCCGUAGUUCUUCCAACUGUAAUACGUAGAGCGUGUUUGUAUGUGGAUGUAUUUCACGAGGAAGUUGUAUGGCUUCACGCUGUAUACAAUGCAUGGGUUAUUUUGACGUAAUAGUGUGGAUUUAAGUAUACAAACGCAAAUAUCGACAUAAAUUAUCGAUACUUUUAUCGAUAUUAUCGAUAAAAAGCAAUAAUGAAUUUGAUAAUUUAUUAUCACAUUUCCUAAUAUUAACGUAAUUUUUAUGAAUAAAGGAAAUGAUGUAAAUGACAAUGAAUUACGUAAUUUAAUAUUAUUUAGAAACGAAUUCAUUUUAAACGAAUAUUAAUAGAUAUAUCGAUAAUGGUGUGUCGAUAUGUCCCAACACUAAUUACAAUGAACGUUGUAAUUUUUACAAGUGACUUUAGUUUUAGGCUACGAAUAGAUAUUUUUUAAGAAUGAAGUAUCAUUUUGUACUUGUCUAUUACCAUAGCUUUAAGGAUUAACAAAUUGUGUUAAAUUUAUAGGAGAACGAAAUGAACCUAUAUAAUGUAACUUUUCAUUUGGAUGUAUUUUUUUUCUUUUUUGUAUACUCAUUUAGAAUUUGCAUUUAUAGUUAUUUUAGUGUUAUACAGAUAAUUUUACUGGACAGCUAUUUUUUUUUGUUUUUGUUUGUUUGGCAAUAUUUGUACUUAAUGUCAAUUUGAACCGAACCAUUUUUUUAUUAUUUGAUACUUACAAUUGGCAGCAAUUUAUUCACUAUUCAUUGUAACGCACAUAAUUUAUGUAAUUAAUGAGUUUUCUAAUUUAAUAAAAUGAUCUAGUGA